AUGUUUCCCACAAAUGAGAAACCAGUUUUACUUCUACCUGAUGAGGACAUUGACAUAGAAUUUGAGGAUGAAGUUGAUAAUAGUGCAGAAAUUGAGAAACAUUUGGACAUGCCUCGUUCAUGGGUGGAGCCACUGCACAUUUCUCUGAAUGAUUUUCAAAUGCGGUACCCUGGUGGAAAGAAGACCAUUUUCUACAAGAAAGCCAAACUUGAGAAAUUUGCAUUGUAUCUAAUGCCAGAUGGACUUGUCAAUCGUGUUAGCAUCUACGAAGAUACAGGAUUGUCAAACUUGAUUCAAGUGAAUGAGUAUUUUCUGAACCGGGCUGAUCGACUACACACACGAGAAUACGAUCAUUGUAAAUGUUGGGUCCACGAAUAUUUCCAUGAAGGACGGCCAAGAUGCUUAAAAGAACACCUAUAUAAAUUCAAUAGCACAAGCCCUGAAAGUGAGAGGACAAUGAUUUUUUAUCAUAAUGCUCGAGUUGAUGGACUUGAAAUGCGAAAAGAGACACCAACAGAAAUGACUGAGAAUUUUGUUGGCCGAGAAGACUUCCUCUUUUACAGAUUUACAGAAUUUGGUCGAAGACAGCAUGUGUUUGCACCCCAGAAUAUGCCUGAUACUGUGAAUGACCGACCUAUUAUAAAAAUCAUUGAAAAGUUCCACCGAAACCCCAACAAAGUUGCCAAUGAUGACAUUUUCAUCCGAACAUUUACCGAAAAUAAGAUCAGCAUCGUGUAUCACACUGAUGAUAAGUGUAUAACUUAUUCAACACGUGAUUUUCUCAAAUUGUCUACAUGGACUGACAAGAAUGCACCAAAUAUUGGAUGGAAUCCAGAAUUACACACAUCAUUUCAAGUGGGGCCAUCAGCAAGCAUAAAGAAAGAAGUGGAUUUGUACCAGUUCCUGCGGCAAAUGUUGAAUGAAGAAGUUCAAAGUCGAGAUGCUGUCAGGAAAUCAGAAUUAGAAGUAUGCUGA
Molecule: messenger RNA, 975 nt
Organism: Acanthosepion pharaonis
Lineage: Eukaryota; Metazoa; Mollusca; Cephalopoda; Sepiida; Sepiidae
Source: the annotation of a GenBank genome assembly